GACAGCGUUCACCAACUAUGUCUACUACCUUUAGACUUUCCCUAAUUCUUUCACAUAUGUUCGAUACUGUAUUAAAGUUCGACUAAAUCUAAAUUUGUAUCGAGAAAGCCUACAUUAAAUGUAAAUACUACUUAACCAUUUGUACACCUCUUUUUAUUUUACAAAAUUUAUCAAAUGGAGUCCCUUUCUCCUAUGAUAAGUCCUCCAGGUUCUUCUUCCCAUGCUGGCUUCCCAAUUGUAGUCAUCGCAAUCAUCGGUAUCGUGGCUACUGGUUUAUUGCUAGUUAGUUACUACAUUUUUGUUAUCAAAUGUUGUUUGAAUUGGCACAGAAUUGAUCUUUUGAGACGAUUUUCUUUCUCUAGAAGGCAGAGUGUAGUAGACCGCUCAACGGUUUACUCCCCUGUACUGGAAAAUCGGGGACUAGAGGAAUCUGUGAUUCAAUCAAUCCCGAUUUUCCAGUACAAGAAAGGGGAAGGAAAAGAUGCAAUCAUUGAGGAGAGAACAAGAAGUUCAUGUGAAUGUGCUGUUUGUUUGAAUGAUUUUCAAGAUAAUGAGAAGCUUAGAAUAAUUCCAAGCUGUGCUCAUAUCUUCCAUAUUGAUUGUAUUGAUGUUUGGCUUCAAAAAAAUGCAAAUUGUCCACUUUGCAGAACCAACAUCUCAUUGACUAAAAUCCCUUGUGAUGUUGUCAUAGAAAUAGCAGAAAACAAUCCAACAUUAUCCGGGGAUAGAACUAAUGGUUCAAGUUUUUCAACAAAUUUGAUCUCAAGCAUGGGGGAUGAGUGCAUUGAUAUAAGAAAAAAAGACGAAGAUUUCGCAGUCCAACACAUUAGGAGAUCAUUCUCUAUGGAUUCAGCUACUGAUAGACAACUUUAUUUGACAGUUCAACAGAUUGUACAGCAGCAAAGACAAGUUUCUGAUGUUAGUUCUUGUGAAGAAAGUAGUGCCAGAGUCAUCAAAAGAUCAUUUUUCUCUUUUGGGCAUGGAAGGGGUUCAAGAAAUGCAGUUCUACCACUUCAUUGGGAGCCAUAGUUACGUUGAAAAGGGCAGCUCGUUACACUAAAUUCCCAUUGUGCGCGAGGUACAAGCUAGUGUUAUACAACAUUUCGUCUUUUUACAUGAUCCUAUAGACCUUGUAAGCGGUUAUUUUCAUAGCUUGAAUCAGGUUACAAGUAUACAGUUGAAUUAAGACUGAUCCCUUUCAUUUAGUUUCAUAUUUAAGUAUUCAGUUGGUAUAGAAUAUUGAGUUAAAUAGAUCUUUUUAGAGAUUAUAGAAGGAUAAUUGUAGGUAUUGAAAAAAGGAAAGUGAUAAAAGUGGAAGCUAAUUAAAGGUUUCUUAGCACUUACCUAGCUAGGGUGUGUUAGUUACUUAAGAAAAAGACAUUCAAAUUUGGCAUUAGCUCACUAAUAAACAAUUUGAACUUUGAAAGUG
Solanum lycopersicum (tomato) is the source of this 1429-nucleotide messenger RNA. RefSeq names its product RING-H2 finger protein ATL16-like. NCBI's taxonomy places the organism in Eukaryota, Viridiplantae, Streptophyta, Magnoliopsida, Solanales, Solanaceae. The record is from RefSeq and is a predicted model, not a curated record. Gene Ontology annotation, biological process: protein ubiquitination. Gene Ontology annotation, molecular function: transferase activity.